Varanus komodoensis (Komodo dragon) is the source of this 1221-nucleotide messenger RNA. It is a transcript of the gene KCNAB1, whose product is annotated as potassium voltage-gated channel subfamily A regulatory beta subunit 1. The record is from RefSeq and is a predicted model, not a curated record. Gene Ontology annotation, biological process: transmembrane transport; negative regulation of delayed rectifier potassium channel activity; potassium ion transport. Lineage: Eukaryota; Metazoa; Chordata; Lepidosauria; Squamata; Varanidae. The transcript has 14 exons. Gene Ontology annotation, molecular function: transmembrane transporter binding; voltage-gated potassium channel activity; potassium channel regulator activity. Gene Ontology annotation, cellular component: extrinsic component of cytoplasmic side of plasma membrane; voltage-gated potassium channel complex; juxtaparanode region of axon. Bases 1 to 1221 code for a protein of 406 amino acids.
AUGCUUGCAGCCCGUGCUGGGGGGACAGUAAGGAGCAAAACUCCAGAGCUGAGGACCCUUCCGGUGCUUCCCAGGGUCUCCUCAGAAAAGGACAACAGGCACACCCUCUUUGCACAGAUGCAGCAAAAGGCCCGGCGGCUGGCCCUUCUGCGGGAACUGGAAAUGAACUGGUACCUAAAGAUGUGCGAAUUGUCCUAUGAGCAUACAGUAGCCUAUGCAAGCGGCAUGCCCCACAGAAACCUUGGAAAAUCUGGAUUAAGAGUAUCGUGUUUGGGACUUGGGACAUGGGUCACAUUUGGAGGACAAAUUUCAGAUGAGGUUGCUGAGCAGCUAAUGACGAUUGCGUAUGAGAGUGGAGUAAACCUGUUUGACACGGCAGAGGUGUAUGCAGCUGGAAAGGCCGAGAUGAUUUUGGGAAACAUCAUAAAAAAGAAAGGCUGGAGGAGGUCGAGUCUGGUGAUUACAACAAAGCUCUACUGGGGAGGAAAAGCUGAAACAGAAAGAGGACUUUCAAGAAAACACAUUAUUGAAGGAUUGAAAGCCUCUCUCCAGAGGCUGCAGCUUGAGUAUGUGGACGUCGUCUUUGCAAAUCGACCAGACAAUAACACCCCGAUGGAAGAAAUUGUCCGAGCAAUGACGCAUGUCAUCAAUCAGGGCAUGGCAAUGUACUGGGGAACCUCUCGCUGGAGUGCCAUGGAGAUCAUGGAAGCCUAUUCUGUAGCAAGACAGUUUAAUAUGAUUCCACCGGUGUGUGAACAAGCCGAAUACCACCUUUUCCAAAGGGAAAAAGUAGAAGUUCAAUUGCCCGAAUUGUAUCACAAGAUAGGUGUCGGCGCAAUGACAUGGUCUCCGCUUGCCUGUGGAAUAAUCUCAGGGAAAUACGCCAAUGGAAUCCCUGAAAGCUCAAGAGCUUCCCUGAAGUGCUAUCAGUGGCUGAAGGAGAAGAUUGUGAGUGAGGAAGGGAGAAAGCAGCAAACAAAGCUGAAAGAUCUCUUCCCAAUUGCUGAACGCCUUGGAUGUACACUGCCUCAGCUAGCAGUGGCAUGGUGUCUACGUAAUGAAGGUGUAAGUUCUGUUCUCCUUGGAUCUUCCAAUCCAGAGCAACUAAUAGAGAAUCUUGGUGCCAUACAGGUUCUUCCGAAGAUGACUUCCCACAUUGUGAACGAGAUUGAUAAUAUUUUGGGGAACAAGCCUUACAGCAAGAAGGACUACAGAUCCUAA